This is a messenger RNA of Striga hermonthica, 2145 nucleotides long. The record is from the annotation of a GenBank genome assembly. Lineage: Eukaryota; Viridiplantae; Streptophyta; Magnoliopsida; Lamiales; Orobanchaceae.
AUGAGGCGGCGGAGUUCGCCGACGCUCGAGGCGUUUCUGGCGCCGGUGAACGUCUCCGACUCGGAGAUUCUGGAGGCUUUGAGAGCUGUCGCUGCGGAGCUGGUGUCGUCUUUUUCCGGAGACAGUAAAACGACGCCGUUUUUUCAGGUAAAGAACUCGAGAUCUCUGAUUAGGAAAAUCCAGGUUAUAUCCAUCCUCUUGGAUGCUUCUCUUGAUCUGGGCUUGUCGGAAAAAGCUCCAGCUCCAGCUCCAGCACCGGCUGUGUUCCUGUGCUUCAAGGAGUUGUACCUCCAUCUUUACAGGUGUAAAAUUCUGAUUGACUUUGUGAAGGGUUCGAGCAAACUGUGGCUAUUGCUCCAGAACCACUCGAUCUCCGGUCAUUUCCAUGAUCUGAACCAGGAAAUUUCUACCCUUUUGGAUGUUUUCCCGUUGGGUGAACUUAAUCUACCAGAAGAGGUUAAGGAGCAAGUUGAGUUGCUAGGCAAACAAUCUAGGAACUCGAAAUUGUUCGUCGAUAGUCAUGACGAACUGUUGAGGUUCAAACUGUAUCACUUCUUAUCUGAAUUAGAAAAUGGGGAGAUCCCCGAGAAGAGCGCAUUGCGCGAUUUUUUCGUAGAGAAGCUAAGCAUUCGCAACGUUGAAAGUUGCCUAUUCGAGAUUGAGUUUUUGGAAGAACAGAUUGCGAAUCACGAUGGGGAUAUCGAGCCCACGACCUCGAUUCUCAAUGGUUUUGUGGCAUUGAUCCGUUAUUGCAGGUUCUUGCUGUUCCGAUUCGAGGAUGAGCUCGAUUUGGAAAGAUAUUCCCACAAGAAGUUCCAGAAAGGAAUGCUCACACAAGAAGAACUCGCCGACAUAUUUCUCACUAUCCCGAACGAUUUUGUUUGCCCCGUGUCGUGGGAUCUGAUGCGUGACCCGGUUUUAAUCUCGACGGGCCACACGUACGAACGCUCGUCGAUUUCGAGAUGGAUGCAAGAAAGGCACUGCACUUGUCCGAAAACCGGGCAAAUCCUCCUCCACACGAAGAUUAUCCCGAAUCGUGCCUUGAGGAAUUUGAUCGCGCAUUGGUGUGCAGCCAACAGAAUCCCAUACGAACCCCCGGAAAACUCGGAUUACUUCCCGGAAAAUAACAACUACUCGGCGGGCCUACCGACAAAGGCCCAAGUUGAAGCCACUAAAGCCACAGCCAGUCUACUCGUCGAACAGCUGGCAAACGGGCUCCCACGGGCCCAAUCACUAGCCGCCAUGGAAAUCCGGUUCCUCGCGAAAACCGGGAAGCAAAACCGAGCCUGCAUUGCCGAGGCCGGCGCGAUUCCUCUCCUCGAAACGCUCCUCUCGUCAAACGACCCGUCCACACAGGAGAAUUCGAUCACUGCAAUACUAAACUUGUCGAUACUCGACACAAAUAAAUCGGUUAUAAUGGGCUCAGACGGGUGCUUGUGCUCGAUUAUCAGUGUGUUGAUAAACGGGCUCACGGUCGAGGCCCGUGAGAACGCGGCUGCGGUUCUUUUUAGUCUCUCGUCGGUUCACGAGUUCAAGAAGGUUAUCGCUCGUCGGGAGGAGGCUGUACGGGCCUUGGCGAGGAUGCUUGUGGCCGGUACGCCGCGCGGGAGGAGAGAUGCGGCGACGGCGAUUUUCAACCUGUCGACAGAUGGUGAAAGCUGCGGGUUGUUAGUCGGGUUUGGGGCAGUUCGGGAGCUUGUUCGGGGGCUGGCGGUGGAGGAGGCGGCAGAGGCGGCGGCGGGGGCACUGGCGCUGAUCGUGCGGCGGCGGCUGCCGGAGGCGGCGGUGGCAGUGGAGGAGGAGGAGGAGACGGUGGAGAGGUUGGUGGAGAUGAUGAAGUGGGGGACUCCGAAAGGGAAGGAAAAUGCGGUGACGGCUUUGCUCGAGAUUUGUAGGGGAGGAGGAGGAGGAGGAGACUGGCGGCCGGAGGUGGUGGAGAGGGUGGGCCGGGUACCGGAAAUGGUGGGAUUAUUGCAGAGCUUGAUGGUGACGGGGACAAAAAGGGCGAGGAGGAAAGCGGCCACGCUGACGAAGGUUUUCGAGAAGUGGGGGGAUAGAAUUUGGUUGGGUGCGGCGGGGUAUGGUGGGGAGUCGGAGGAAAGGUAUUCGUCGUCUGUGGUAAUGAUUUCGAUGCCCGUUUUGUAG